Messenger RNA from Triplophysa dalaica, 3176 nucleotides. Its product is annotated as E3 ubiquitin-protein ligase lubel. Gene Ontology annotation, biological process: protein linear polyubiquitination; protein transport. The transcript has 21 exons. The record is from RefSeq and is a predicted model, not a curated record. Gene Ontology annotation, molecular function: K63-linked polyubiquitin modification-dependent protein binding; zinc ion binding; ubiquitin protein ligase activity. Gene Ontology annotation, cellular component: LUBAC complex. Bases 153 to 2765 code for a protein of 870 amino acids. NCBI's taxonomy places the organism in Eukaryota, Metazoa, Chordata, Actinopteri, Cypriniformes, Nemacheilidae.
UACGGCACGUCCUGACGUUGGCGGUUAAAAGAAAACUAGAACUGCCUGUAUUGCAUGUCAACUUGAGCGAUGGAGAAAGCAACAUAUAUGAUUUUGCACGAUCUUGAAUAUAACGUUACUUGACGGUAAACACAUGCGGUUAAAGGGUGAACAUGUCGCGUGUUACAGAUGACGUGAAAUAUAAAACACUUGUCGAGUGUAAAUACUGUGACCCCAAUGAAGUGCUUGAUGACAUCAAAGGUGUGUCGACGGAUUACCCAGACCUGCAGCUGUACGUGGACUAUUAUUUCUACCCCAACAAUGAUAAGAAGAAGUUGGUUUAUUUAGGCGGCACUGUUCCUGUAACAUAUGAAGGCAACAAGUACAACAUUCCCGUUUGCCUUUGGAUCCAUGAGACUCAUCCCAAAAACCCACCCAGAUGUUUUGUCUGCCCCUCACCCACUAUGGUGAUCAAUGCUAAAAGCAGCAAUGUUGAUGCAUCUGGAUGUGUUCUCCUCCACUGUCUCAGCAACUGGAAAAUUGGGUGGUCAAACUUGUCAAUAGUUCUGGAGGAAAUGAUUGCUGCCUUUCAGCGCGAACCUCCCCUUUUUGCCACUUACCCAAUCAGAGCCUCCUCACUAGUUGAACCAGUCCACCCGAGUCCUGUUACAUCAUAUGGCAGCUGGCCGCAUGCAGGCAACACGUUUGUGCAAAAUUCAUCUGCAGCUGAACAUGGAAUGACCACCUCACCAGUGACUCAGCAUGCCAGCAACACUUUACCCAAGAGUACAAAGUCCCGCAGUAGUCUGCCGCGGACCAGUAGAACUGACAUCGGUGAGGUUAGAGGACCAUACACACAGGAGUUACUGGAUUUCGGGAUCACAUUUGGAGCACAAGCUGUAGAGACUAACCACCAAACAAAUCCAUUCAUCUCUCCUGCCUCUGCUCCAACCCAUAAUUCUUCAGAUGUAAAAGAAGUAGAUGACCUGUUCAAAAGCCUUCAGUUAAAAAGAGUAGUCAAUGUUUACCAAAUGGACAACAAAGACAAAGAUGUUCUUCAUGGCGGGGUGCAGUGUCAUGAUUGUCCCCCUGACCCCAUGGCUCAGCAAAACUUGGUGGAUAAUCAUCACAGAUUGGUGGUGAGCAGACUUCCUGUGGGGGUCUCUCCAAGCAAGAUGAAGAACAAGCUAACCAUUUAUUUACAGAGAAAGCAGAAUGAUGGAGGAGAGGUUCUGGAUGUCAAAUAUCCUGCAGCACAGCCAGACCAGGCCUGGGUCCUCUUCAGAGACGCCACAGAUGCAGCGCAGGUUUUGAAACAGCCUGAAAGGGUGAUUACAAUUAAUGAGCAGCACUUUCAUAUUCAGCUGAAGAAGUUUGAAGAUAUGGAGAUCCCAGGUGGUGUCGAAGGUGAGAAAGCGGAAAUGUUCAAGAGCAUAUUGAGUCUGGACGGAAGCAAAUUUAGCCCUACAGAUGUAUUGGAGGCUGUGCAGUCGUGCCGAGACCUCCCCUCUGCUCUGAAAUAUCUCUCCCAUGACUGCCCUAUAUGCCAGGAGCAAGUAUCCGUAAACAGGAUGAUCACCAUGACACACUGUUCCUGCACGUUCUGUGAGAGCUGCUUUAAGAAAUACUUCUCCUCUGUCAUUAAAGAAAAGAGUAUAGUACAUGUGGUCUGUCCCCUAUGUAAUCUUCCUGAUGUGCGAGGAGGCCGAAGGGAGGACACAAUGGAGUACUUCAGUCUACUCGACACACAGAUCAGGUAUUAUUUAAACCCUCAGAUCCAUGAGCUUUUCCAAAGUAAGCUCAGAGAUCAUGCUCUGCAGGAAAUGCCCAACUUCCGCUGGUGUGCACAUUGCUGCUUCGGGCUUCUUCAUGAAGCAAACAGGCUGAGGAUGGACUGCCCAAGUUGUGGGAAAAGCACAUGCUUUAAGUGCAAACGGCCUUGGGCUCCACAGCAUGAAGGAAUCUCCUGUGAGAAGUUCAAAGAGUGGGAACAACUCAAUAGCCCCGAGUAUCAGAACUCGAAACUGGAGCAGCUUCUGAACAGGAACAAAAUAGACUGUCCCAAAUGCAAAUUUCGCUUCUUCCUGGCCAGAGGAGGUUGUUUGCAUUUCAAAUGCACUCAGUGCCAGCAUGCAUUCUGCGGCGGCUGCAGUCAGCCAUUUAAACAGGGCACUGCCUGUAAUUUUUCUGCUGAGUGUGGAGCUAAGGGCUUACAUGCUCACCACCCCAGAGACUGCCUGUAUCAUUUAAGAGAUUGGAGUGUUGUGAAACUACGGAACCUGCUGCGGCACUAUGGAGUUUCACACCCUAUGAUGUUCAGACGCAAAGGUACAACGCGGGAUCAUUCAAAAGAUAUUUGUGGUGUGAUGGAGUUCCAAGAAACAGGAGCUGCGAAAGAAGAGCCGUGUGGACAACCAUCUGACCCUGAAUAUAGUGGUUACUGCACGAUACAUUAUAAAGAAUGUCUGGUGGAGCUAAUAAACCAGAACGCACUGGACCCUUUGGUACUGUUCAAUGGUGAUGAGCUGAGGGCAGAGUUGUUCAGAUGGAAACUGACGGUCCCAUCGCAACAGCCUUCAGAGCCAGAUCAGCGGUACGAGGACCGGCUACGACAGAUUAUAAAAGAGAGGGUGGUUCUGAAUAGCAGUAAAGCAUCUGGACUGAAGACAAAAGCCCCUCCCACACCUUCCCCCUCUUCUCCUCCUGCAGCUGGAGCUCCAUGGUACUCAGUCUUGAGUCGAGCAGUUUCCGAGGACUCACAGCAUCUACUGCUGCUUACCGAUUGAAGAGGAUAUCUGUGCCCUGGACAUAUGCUGUUAUCAUUCCAUAUACUGAACUGCAUUUGGCAAGGAUGCAGAAUUUAUAUCUGUUUUUUCAAUACAAGCACUAAGAGUUCUAAGGCACUUAAAACUUGUGUAUUGUACUAAGUACUCCAUUCACGUUAAAGAAUGUGGCUUUCAAAUCUACAUUUAAUUCUCUUGGUAAUGAGUGUCAACUCAUAUUUAUAACUGUUGUUAGGUUUUUAUAUUCAUUUUAUAUGAAGUCGCCUACACAGCAUAUGCAUUUUACUGAGCACAAGUUUGCACAUGGCGGUUGUGAAUUGGGUUUUGGCAUUAUCUGUAAGGGGCGUGAAAGGUUGUGUUGCAGAUUAUUAUUAUUUUUGUGUGAAUAACUGAAUAUAAAACAUUAUUUUCUAA